UGGACGGCACUUUUCGAUGGCCGUAGGUUUCGUCUUUCCAUAUAAAGAGAAAAAAUCAUGCAUGGAGAUAACGAAUAUAAAUAAACCGAGCGCGCGAAUUGGCGGUUUUCCGGAGAGUUUCGUAGAAACUACCGCGUGUUUCGCAACCGCAAUCACGUUUGCAGGGUUGUCAGAGCUAGAUAACUGGUUUGGCGGUACGAACGCUAGUUGAGAUUCGCGCCCAAGGUUUCAGUAAUAAGAAAUGGCUGCUGUUUUGAGGAGAAAAUUCCGUAUCGUGCUGAAUACGAUUGCCGGCAACGGAAAUUUACCGUUUCUUGUAACCGCACGGACCCUGUCAAGAUCAUUGGUUCAACAGGAUCUCAGUGAGGGAUGGAUUAGUAAGCUCUUGGUGAGGAAGAUUGAACCCACAAAAGAAUCUCACUCGCGGAUGCUCUCCGACAAGGAGGUUAUUUAUGCACUGCAUACUCACAACAUUCGACCUGACUCGAUUGACAAAUAUUUGGCUAAUUAUGAAGAAAAUGUCAAUCUUAUACAUUCAAAAAAAUCUGAAUUGAGUUGCGAAUUGGUUGGCUCUUGGACAGUAGAAGUGGGAGAUUUGGAUCAAGCUUUACACUUGUGGCAAUGUACCGGUGGAUAUGAACGUAUAGAUCAUGCACAAGCUGUGUUAUCCAAAGAUGAAGCUUAUCAGCGAUUACUCAAAGAACGUGGAAAUUACUUGAGAUCCCGUCAUUUGCAGUAUCUUUUGGCAUUCAGUUAUUGGCCACCACUGGAAAAACGGAAAGGCUCUAAUAAAUAUGAAAUACGCAGUUAUAGUUUGAAACCAGGUACAAUGAUAGAAUGGGGAAACAAUUGGGCUAAAGCUAUCAAUUACAGACGUAACAAUGAUGAACCAUUUGCUGGUUAUUUUUCACAAAUUGGUCGACUAUACAAUGUGCAUCAUAUUUGGUGUUACAAAGAUCUCCAAUCCCGUAAGGAAACACGCGAAAGUGCAUGGAGAUCUCCUGGUUGGGACGAAUGUGUCGCUUAUACUGUACCUUUAAUAAGAGAAAUGCAUUCGCGAAUAUUAAAUCCAACUUCGUUUUCGCCAACACAAUAAAGGUUUUUGUGUGUAAAAAAUGAACGCAUUUGUAUAUUAUUGGUUAUUUCUAUACAUAUUAUAUAUACUAUCUGUAUUGUAAUAUUGUAAAAACACAUUUGUUAUAUGUAUACAUUGUAGAUGUAAUAUUGUAUAAACAUACGCGCAACAUAAGAGCUACAAAUUUUUGUUGUAUUAUAACUGACAGGUCAUAAUUUGUUACUGACUUGACGCAGUGCAACAAGUGUUAUAUAAAUAUAAAUUGUUUUUAUCAUGUAAGAUGAAACAUGUAUGUAUAAAGGAAUAUAAAAGAAAUAGUGUUUAUAAUUUGCGUUUCUUCUUUAUGGUUACUCUUAUAUGACUCUAUAAUCUUGAGUGUAAUUGAUAAAUAAAACCAACACGUUUCUAUACAAAUAUAUUAAAACAAAUUCCAUAAAUUUGACAAUACGUACGUGUAAUAAACACAGUUACUUCAAUUUCUUAUAAUGUUAACACGCUUUUGAGAUAAGUGUUUUUUUGUGUUGAUAAAUAUAUUUUUUGCGUAAUUUGUAUA
This is a messenger RNA of Pseudomyrmex gracilis, 1628 nucleotides long. RefSeq names its product protein NipSnap (gene Nipsnap). NCBI's taxonomy places the organism in Eukaryota, Metazoa, Arthropoda, Insecta, Hymenoptera, Formicidae. Gene Ontology annotation, cellular component: mitochondrion. The coding region runs from base 242 to 1096 and encodes 284 amino acids. The record is from RefSeq and is a predicted model, not a curated record. The transcript is spliced from 5 exons.